UAGAAUUGGCUUUUGGUCGCCAGGCAAGCUACUGGCGGAGGCUGACCUUUCUUCGCAGAUCCAUGUCGAUGACCGUGACCAUGAAAUUGACGUGUGUCCGUGGCCGUGUCCCUUGUUGUGGACGCGUAUGUGGCCGCUUUCCUCCCUGUGGACGAGUACGUCGUGGCUGUGUCUCUCUUUAUGUCCGUGUCCGUGUCCGUGUCCGUGGCCAUGUCCCUCUUUGUGGACGCGUAUGUGGCCGCGUUCCUUAUGGACGAGUACGUCGUGGGUGUGUCUCUCUUUAUGGCCGUGGCCGUGACGCUCCUUGUGGACGAGUGCGUGGCCGUGUCCCUCUUUGUGGCCAUGCCUCUCUUUGUGACCGUGCUGUCCAUCUUUGUGUCCUUGGCCGUGUACCUGUUUCUGGCCAUGUCCAUGCUGGCGGGCGCCUUGAUGACCGGGAUGGCCGGCGCGAUGGUGGUGACCGUCUCCCAUGCUUAUGUGCUGAAGGUUUUCUUUGUGGCAGCGAAUGUCAAUUUGGAGAUGCGUUGUGAUUGUUUACGGUGAUGAAGAGCAAAGACAGGGCCAGCGCUUCAAUGAUAAAUAGGAGAAAAGCUUCAAGCAGACAAGACAAUCCACUGUGGGGCCCCCUUACCAUUCUUCUGCGAUAGCGUUA
Molecule: messenger RNA, 652 nt
Organism: Rhodamnia argentea
Lineage: Eukaryota; Viridiplantae; Streptophyta; Magnoliopsida; Myrtales; Myrtaceae
Exons: 2
Coding region: 181-543 (120 amino acids)
Source: RefSeq, a predicted model, not a curated record